UGGUACAGAACAGGUGAUGUGCAACAUUAUGUUGUCAGUUCAUAUUGACGUUAACUUACUCUGUGGAUGAAGGUCAUUUUCAGAUAUAUUUGGGACACAGCAUUUAUAUUUAAAAGGAAAAGCACGCGAGGAUCACUGCAUUCUCCAGCACUCCAACAGGUAAAACGCGUGCCUUAACUCUCCAUACACCCAAGUUAUAUUAAUAUGUAAUCCCUGUACUUUAUCAUCUCACAUUUACAGUAGUUUCAGAACGAAUAUGGACGUUGAAUUAAUGAUGCAUUAAAUCUCGCAUAUCGUAAAUGUUUAAUGUGAAUGUUUGUCCUGGAAGAAUUUGCGUCAUCACACUAGCCGAGUCUCACCCGAUCCUUCAGAACGGACGAAAAAUCAAAAACAUCAACUAUCAGAUCAGUGAUGGGUGCAGCCGUCUGAAGAACAAAGUUUCUGGAAAGUCAAAGAGAGGUGGUCAGUUCCUCACAGAGUUUGCCCCUCUAUGUAGAAUAACAUGUACAGAUGAGGAGGAGUAUACCAUAUUCAGCUGUAUCAGAGGACGCCUCUUAGAAGUAAAUGAAGCCAUUCUCAACAGGCCAGAACUGUUACUGGAAAAGCCUUCCACAGAGGGGUACAUUGCCGUUAUAUUGCCAAAAUUUGAAGAAAGUAAGAGCAUCACGGAAGGCCUUUUGACCAGAGCACAAUAUGAGGAGGUUCUUUCUAAAAGAACAAACCAACAAGAGCCUUCCUGAGUUCAGCUGGCACUGUAAAAGUUCCUUUGAGGAACCGCUGCUUCAAAAAGGCAAAAGCAAGUGACAUCACGGUUGUGUGGCUCUUCAGAACCAAGUUUUCAAAAAAACAAGACUUGAAUCUUAAAUUUCACUUGAUUGCACUGCCAGCGAGCUCUGAGACCCAUCUGCAUUCUGUUAAAUGCUUCUGAAAUGUAUUCAUUAGAUACUUGAACAAGCCACUGUCUUGUGUUUAUUUUGAGGAAUAGGUCUGUAUGUUCACGCACAUUAUUAUUUUCCAUGUGGUUGCUAAUAAAAACUUUUUUUCCAACA
Molecule: messenger RNA, 1049 nt
Organism: Triplophysa rosa
Lineage: Eukaryota; Metazoa; Chordata; Actinopteri; Cypriniformes; Nemacheilidae
Gene: abitram
Product: actin binding transcription modulator
Exons: 5
Coding region: 300-740 (146 amino acids)
Biological process (GO): regulation of actin filament polymerization; dendrite morphogenesis; regulation of filopodium assembly
Cellular component (GO): dendrite; filopodium tip; nucleus
Molecular function (GO): actin filament binding; actin monomer binding
Source: RefSeq, a predicted model, not a curated record